This is a messenger RNA of Aspergillus oryzae RIB40, 1053 nucleotides long. Its product is annotated as zinc-dependent alcohol dehydrogenase. Bases 1 to 1053 code for a protein of 350 amino acids. Gene Ontology annotation, molecular function: oxidoreductase activity; zinc ion binding. The record is from RefSeq and is a predicted model, not a curated record. NCBI's taxonomy places the organism in Eukaryota, Fungi, Ascomycota, Eurotiomycetes, Eurotiales, Aspergillaceae. The transcript is spliced from 7 exons.
AUGACAACCAUCCCCGAAACCCAAACCGCAGCAGUCCUCCCCCCAUCCGGCGCAACCGCCGAUGCCCUCCUCCAGAUCAGAACAGAUCACCCCGUGCCUUCUCCGGGUGAGGGGGAAAUCCUCGUCAAGAUCGAGUAUUCGGGGGUCUGUCAUUCGGAUGUGCAUAGUAUUCGCGGGGAAACGCCGAUGUUGACCGAUGUGGCGGGUCAUGAGGGGGUGGGGAGGGUUGUUAUGGUGGGUGAUGGGGUUGAUGAGCAGGAGUGGAUUGGGAGGAGGGUUGGGAUUAGAUGGCUAUAUAGUUCUUGUUUGAACUGUGAGAUUUGCGCGGUGAAUAAUACGGCUUGUCCUUAUCAGAAGAAUGCGGGUGCGGUAUGUUAUUUCCCCUAUUAUAUUGUCAGUCCUGCUAUUCAUGUCACCAAGAUUCCCUCGGAGAUUGCGCCCGAUGUAGCUGCGCCGUUGCUGUGUGCGGGAAUUGCGAUGUACUCGUCGAUUAUGAAGACGAGGACACGACCGGGCGAUUGGAUCGUUCUCCCUGGGGCUGGCGGUGGUCUGGGACAUAUGGGGGUUCAAAUUGCAGUCAAGAAAGGACUGAAAGUCAUUGCGAUUGAUAGUGGCGAGAAGAAGAAGGAGUUGUGCCUUGCUCUUGGAGCCACCGCUUUCUUCGAUUACAAGGUCGACGAUAUCGAAAAGGAAGUGAAGAAACUAACGGGUGGGCUCGGAGCCCAUGCGGUAAUCUGCACCGCCAAUAGUGAACCGGCGUAUACGCAGAGUAUGCGAUUGCUUCGCAGUCUUGGGGUUCUGGUUUGUGUGGGCAUACCCAGUGUCCCGUUCAGGUUACCGGCGACUCCGUUUGAUAUGAUCGUUAAAGGGUUGACUAUUGUCGGGAAUUCUGCGGGCACGGCAAAGGAGAUGGACGAGUUGAUGGAGAUGGCUGUCGCGGGCGAUGUGCGGGCACAUAUUGAGUGCUUUGAACUGGAUCAGAUCAAUGAUGUGGUAAUGCGCCUUGGACGCUCUGAGAUUGAUGGGAGAGCUGUGGUGAAGAUCCCGGUAUAG